UACUUUUUCCCAACCUUCGGUGCAUCCGCCAUUUUAACAUACGGGACAUUAACAGAAGUGUUGAGGUUUUAUGUUUUAAUCGUUGAUACAAUCCUCGUAAAAAUUGAAUAAUUCAUUUUAUUAGUGGAAAAAGGUAUUUAAUCAACAUCAAUCAUGGGGAAUAUGUUUGCGACGUUAUUCAAAGGCCUCUUCGGCAAGAAAGAAAUGAGAAUCCUCAUGGUUGGUCUCGAUGCAGCCGGUAAAACGACAAUUCUGUACAAAUUAAAAUUAGGUGAAAUCGUAACGACGAUUCCCACUAUAGGCUUCAAUGUAGAGACUGUGGAGUAUAAAAAUAUUAGCUUUACUGUAUGGGACGUUGGUGGUCAAGACAAAAUCAGACCCCUCUGGCGACACUAUUUCCAAAACACGCAAGGAUUAAUUUUCGUGGUGGACAGCAAUGACAGAGAACGUAUUGGGGAGGCACGCGAAGAGUUGAUGCGAAUGCUGGCCGAGGAUGAACUCAGAGAUGCUGUACUCCUAAUAUUCGCUAACAAACAGGAUCUCCCAAAUGCAAUGAACGCAGCUGAGAUAACUGAUAAAUUGGGACUCCACUCGUUACGCAAUCGUAACUGGUAUAUCCAAGCAACGUGUGCCACAAGCGGUGAUGGCCUAUACGAGGGUCUUGAUUGGCUCUCAAAUCAGCUUAAGAAUGCAAACCGCUAAUCCCCACUACGAUUAAUUAAUUGAUUCCUCCAUUUUAAAUCGAGAUGAAAAAAAAACAUGAAAAAAGUAAAAAAAACAUUAUCACGAUCAUUAAAAAAAUGACAAGAAAUCGAUGAAAUAAAACACAGGAAAUCUAUUUGCGAACGGCUCACACCGACCUAUGCCCCCUCCGAUGAAGAAAGAGUACAAAAAAUCCAAGAAAUUUACAACAAUUUCAAUAGAAACAAGAUCAACAGAAACUUUAAUUGAGAAAAACGUGAUGAGUUCAGUUUUUCAUUUUAGAAAUCGUCUUAUAUCUCGAAUACCGUGGGGUUUAGGGGAAAAUACCUCGGGACCUUUUUUGUAGCUGAGAAAAUUUCCGACAGAAAAUGUCCAGUGGCAUUUUCCCCCGGGACCACUCCCGACCGAGAUAACCCCAUUUAAAAACGUGACAAAACGAUUUUUUACGGUUUUCUCACAGAAAAAUCAAUCCAAGAUACUUUUUUUUCAUUAGGAAUUAUUUAAAAGGGCGGGGGGGGAGGUUUAGUGACAUCUAGGGAUCCUAGGGAAAUUGGGGAAAAAAUUAAUAAACAUCGAGAAAAAAUUUCAGAUAUGGAGAAUGUGGAAUUUUUGGGUUUGAAAAAUAGAAAAUAAUGAAGAAUUAUUGGGAAAUUGUGAGAUCUUUGAGAGACACUUGUGGGUGGCAUGACUGACUCUCAAUAUCCACAAUAAUUAUUUUAUAAUUUUGUCCUUAUUUCUCUUCAGUAAUUUAACGAAAAAUUAAGACAAAUUACAAAAAAAACAUUGUCCAUUAAAUCUUAUAAUUAUUAAUUAUUAUUAAUUAUUGUAUUAUUAUUAGCAUUAUAGUUACAACUUUUUACACAUGAAUUUAAUGAUUAUGCGCCACUUGGAGUGGAUGAGAAUAAUAAUUGAUUAUCCGGAGAAUAUUAUGAUCAUUUUUUUCAUUGUAAUUUAAAAAAAAAAAUUUUUUUUUUCUUUUUCUGAUCUUUCGUGACAUAAAUUUGAGAUGAAAAUCAA
This is a messenger RNA of Diachasma alloeum, 1719 nucleotides long. RefSeq names its product ADP-ribosylation factor 1 (gene Arf79F). The transcript has 5 exons. Gene Ontology annotation, molecular function: GTP binding; GTPase activity. Lineage: Eukaryota; Metazoa; Arthropoda; Insecta; Hymenoptera; Braconidae. Gene Ontology annotation, cellular component: plasma membrane; cytoplasm. Gene Ontology annotation, biological process: vesicle-mediated transport; intracellular protein transport. The record is from RefSeq and is a predicted model, not a curated record. The coding region runs from base 154 to 702 and encodes 182 amino acids.